AACCGAGCGUGAAAACCAUAAUACCAACAAAACCCAUUAUUCGUGAUGAUUCGUGAUGAACACAUGAUCAAGGGUGCCGAUGCCCAGGCGUUUCGUCCUUUUGAAUAAAGUUUCUGUAAGAUGUUCGCAAACGAACCCGUGACUACAGCUGGAAUUCAAAUGGAAUGGAAUAACUGAAAAGGAAAUGCACUCGAGCAUGGAAGCGACAAGCAAAACUAAACGCCAGAUAAGGAGAGUUGGCACCGGCUAUUCCAACCCUUUUGAAUGAAGUUUCUGUGGGCAGAUCAGAAAGAAGAUUGGGGAUACAUCUGUAAGUCAAAAUCAAAAAGCAUAAAUAGCUGCGGGAUAGGAUUUUCGCUUCGGGAGAGGAAAAUGAAUUAGACGGCUGAAUCGCGCGACGAAACAAGCACGCUUAUAAACAGAACAUAUAUUUGCUUAUUAAGCUAGAUUUUUGCUGUUUGUCUGCGAAGAAAUUGCAAGUCAAAUUCUGCCGAACUUUUGAUCACCAAAUUGUGAAGAUUUCUUGUUCUUCGAGUUCUUCUAGUGGGCAAUAGUGUACAAUUUGAAAAACCAAUCACAAGAAACGACUACUUGAGCUUUACAACUCAUACAGCAAUGGCCGAAAACGAUCCCAACAUUAUAAUAGACGAGGACCAAUAUGAGGAAAGGGUUAGCAGCUUCUUUCCUUUAUCUCAUUUGUUGAAUCGUUUUUUCUUCAUGGUGGCUCUGUUUGCCAGGUCUGGUUUCGCUACAGUUGGAGAUGAUAUUAUUAAAUGCACUGAGUGUGGGCGACAGCACCAAAUCAACGAAGUUAUUCAGACAGAUUCAAAUAACGUGCAAUGGCACGAACUUCACUGUCCUUUCCUAAUGGCAAGGAAACCUUGCUGGUUCUGCUCGGCAACUUUUUUCAACUGGGCGACUUUCCAGUGUCCAAGAUGCAACAUCAAUGCAAAUUCCGACAAGGCAUUUUCCGAAUCUACUUGCGUCAUCUGCGGAACAAUUGUCAACUUGGAAACCGACAACUACGAACGCUGUGCAAGAUGCUCUGGCAUUAUUUGUGGAGAAUGCGUUGCCACACGAAGGGGCCAUGUUCAUGCCGAUGGCGAGCGGAAGGCGUUUUAAAAAGAGGAUUCAAGCCAUGGAGAAUCGGUGGCGUCGAUGGAAGUCGAUGGAAUGGAGUAUAUCGAAUCCCGAUUUCGCCCCGCUUUGUAUACACUACCAUUGGUGCUAACUGAUUUAAGUACACGGUGCUCCAUUAUGUUUUCAAUAAUUUAACCGUUUUCACUUAUUCUUGCGUUUGACUAUCUCUUUGAUUCCAAAGAUAUGAUCAUAUACGCUAUUCCAAACUACCGAUACCUAAAUUUGGACUAAUCUAUCGCACUUUUUUGGGCCAAUUUUUGAAUAAUGCAAUUAGACAAAAAGCCAAUGUUUUUCAAUAAUCACUGUAACAAUCUUUUUACUUCAUUUUAGAGCUUUUCUUUUAUGUGCGCUAUUUUUUCUUAACAAGGUAUGCCCUCAUCUGCACUUAUCCAAAUUUGGUGUAGCAGAUUUUAUAAAAUAGAGUUGUCGUC
Messenger RNA from Styela clava, 1571 nucleotides. The record is from RefSeq and is a predicted model, not a curated record. Lineage: Eukaryota; Metazoa; Chordata; Ascidiacea; Stolidobranchia; Styelidae.